UUAGAUUAUAUAAACGUAAAAAAUAAACGCAAAAAUGCAAGAAGAAGAUAAUCAUAGACUUGAAUCCCGCAAUAUAAAAAAUAAUCCGGAAAAAUUGCAAAGAACACCCCGAGUUAGUGAAUUUGACAAAAAAGAUAUAAUGUCACAAGAAGUUAAACAUAAAAUUCACUAUACUCCUCAGAAUAGUCCGAAUAAAUAUUCAAAAACUCCUCAAAGUAAUGAAUCAUUUAAAAAAGAUGCGAAAUCACAAUCAGAAAGUAACAAACGAAAAAUUCAAUCAUUUCAUAAUGAAAAUCUGGAAAAAAUUCAGAAAAUUUGUCCAAGUGGAAAAUUUGUUAAUACUUUAAUAGGACAAUGGUCUAAACAUAUGGGUAUCCAAACACCAUUGUCCGAAACAGGAACAGCACGAGAAAAUUUAAUCAUGGAAGAAAUGAAACAGGUGCAUGUAAUUGAAGAACGAAAAAUUCAAAAGUUGCAAAAAAAGCUUCAGAUCGCUGAAGAAACCAUAUCUUCACUUUCUACUUCUCAUGAGAUGGAAUUACGAGCUAAAGAGGAGAUUUUACAACAACUAAAUAGCGAUUGGGAAUCAAUUACUAAGUAUUAUUAUGAAAUAUCAGAGAGUUUAAAAGGGUUUCAACAACAUAAAGAUAAUCUAUCGAAAUUAUAUAAUGAAAUCAUUGUUAUUCAACAAUCUACAAUGAAGAAACUACAACAAGAAUUAUGUAUUAUGAAAUUGAAAGAUGAUGAGCAAAAAAAUAUUAUUAGUACAAUGGAAAACAAAAUAAUAAAUCAAGAGAGAAGAAUACACGAAAUGACGAGUAUUGAAAACGAAUUGAAAAAACAAUUCGAAGAAUUGAAAAAUAAUUCAGUUUUAGAGAAAAAUCAUUUGCAUAAUGUUUAUACAGAAGAAAAAUUAGAAUUAAUAAAGAAGCAAGAAAAUCUCACGUCGAUGAAUCAAGAACUACAAGUGCAAUUACAGAAGAUUACAGAAGAGAAACAAAACUUAACUAUCUUAUUUGCUGAAAAAGAUGAUGAAAUAAUAAAAUUGCAAGGGGAGAUUGUUACAUGCAAAAAUAAAAUCGAGAAUUUGUUAUGCCAUAAUACUGAAUUAAGUGCAAAAUAUGAAAAAUCCAUAAAUAAAGAAGAAAAACUAUCAAAAGAAAUACAAACGAAAGCACAGGAAAUCGAUAAAUUACGAGAAAAUUUAAAUACUAGACAAGAAAUAGAAUCUAGUUUAGCUAAAGAUUUUGAUAUGAUUGAUAACAAAUAUAAAAAUAUGCAAAAUGAUUUUUUAAAUAUAGAAAAUAAAUUAAAGGAAACGCAAGUUCGUAAUAUAAAUCUUGAACAAUCUUUACAAAAGGUGAAUUUUGAUAAUGAACACAAAAUAAUGGAAUUAUGUGGAAAAAUUGAAUUUUUAGAAAAAGAAAAAGCACAAAUACUUUUAGAAAAACAUUUAAAAAUACAGGAACUUGAGAAUACUCAUAAAUUAUCGAAAGAAAAACACGAAACAGAGAUAAAAUCCUUAAAACAAGAAUUCGAUGUUAAACUAAUAGAAAUGAAAAAAACUUUAGCUAUACAAAAUUCUGAAUUUUUAAAAUUAAAUGAAACUAUAAAUAAAAUAAAUAAUGAAGAAAAUCAAAAUAGACAAAUAAAUUUCCAUGAUCAGUAUACAAAAAUAAAUCAUAAUGAAUUGCAAGAUAACUUAAAAGAAAAAAUACCUUUAAUAGAAUCUAAUCCAAUAGAAAUAAUUAAAAAAAUAGAAAAAACAAAUCAAGUUUGUGAAAUGAAAGAAUUUCAAAAUCAAGAAAAUGUAAAUAAAUCAAAAAUUAUAAUCAAAAAUAAAAACGAAAUAUCGAAUCUUGAGCAAGAUAUAUAUAGCUUUAAUAUCAGAGAAAUUAAUGAUGAGUUACAAAAUAGUAAAGAUGAUUUCUUGCCGAAAAAAAAAAUAUUUAAAACACGCAGUUAUGGAUUACGACAAUAUGGAACUUCAAAGAAACACCAAUUCGGAACUCUUGGAAAAAUUUCUAAAAAAUAAAAUUUCAUAAAAUACAUUACAUAAAAU
This is a messenger RNA of Apis mellifera (honey bee), 2062 nucleotides long. RefSeq lists its product as uncharacterized. The transcript has 12 exons. The record is from RefSeq and is a predicted model, not a curated record. Bases 35 to 2035 code for a protein of 666 amino acids. Lineage: Eukaryota; Metazoa; Arthropoda; Insecta; Hymenoptera; Apidae.